This is a messenger RNA of Chiroxiphia lanceolata (lance-tailed manakin), 3305 nucleotides long. RefSeq names its product golgi SNAP receptor complex member 2 (gene GOSR2). The transcript is spliced from 6 exons. Gene Ontology annotation, biological process: vesicle fusion; intra-Golgi vesicle-mediated transport. Gene Ontology annotation, molecular function: SNARE binding; SNAP receptor activity. Gene Ontology annotation, cellular component: SNARE complex; ER to Golgi transport vesicle membrane; late endosome membrane. NCBI's taxonomy places the organism in Eukaryota, Metazoa, Chordata, Aves, Passeriformes, Pipridae. Bases 63 to 701 code for a protein of 212 amino acids. The record is from RefSeq and is a predicted model, not a curated record.
GGAAGCGGUGGGAGCGGAAGCGGCCGGAGGGCGACGUGUGCGGGGAGCGGCGCGCGAGCGGGAUGGAGGGGCUGUACCAGCACACCAACAAGCAGGUCCAUGAGGUGCAGUCGUACAUGGGGCGCCUGGAGACUUCAGACAAGGAGUCAGUACACUUAGUGGAAAACGAGAUCCAAGCAAGAAUAGACAACAUAUUCAGCAACUUGGAACGCCUGGAAAUCCUGUCCAGCAAAGAACCUCCCAACAAGAGGCAGAAUGCCAAGCUGAGGGUGGACCAGCUGAAGUAUGAUGUGCAGCACCUGCAGACGGCCCUGAGGAACUUCCAGCACCGGCGGUACCUGCGGGAGCAGCAGGAGCGGCAGCGGGAGGAGCUGCUGGCCAGGACCUUCACCACCAAUGACUCUGCCACCACCAUCCCGAUCGACGAAACCCUGCAGUAUAACGAGUCCCUGCAGAGUGCCCACCGAGGCAUGGAUGAGCUUAUUGGCAGUGGCACCAACAUCCUGCAGGGCCUGAGGGACCAGAGAGUCACCUUAAAGGGUACCCACAAGAAGAUCCUGGAUGUUGCCAACAUGCUGGGCUUGUCCAACACGGUGAUGAGGCUCAUCGAGAAACGCGCCUUCCAGGACAAGUUCCUGAUGCUGGGGGGGAUGGCAGUGACCUGUGUCAUCAUGUUCCUUGUGGUGCAGUACCUCACAUGAGCUGCUGAGCCACUGCCAGAGACACAGUCCUUUGGAGCAAUGUGGACUGGACUUCCCUCUGGGUGCUGCUUUGGAUGAGCCCUUCCCAUGGACUUCAGAGUUUACAAAUCCCACCUGGACACGUGUCACGUGGAAAGCAUGUCGGGAACUGGAUGUGUCUGGGGACACUGUAAUUGAGAAUGGCCCUGUAAAAACACCCCCUGGCCUUUACUGCUCUCACCUCCUGUCUGCAGGUUUGAGGAUCUGGUUCAGAAGAAGCAGAAGUGAAUAUUGUGCCCAGCAAGGCAAGGCAGGAAUGUCCCUUUGGAGGCACAGGGACAGGAGGAUGCAGAGUGGAAGCUGCAGUGACUCUCUCCUGUGCUGGCCAGAGCUGACCCUGGAACUGCACCUGGCAGUGCAUGAAGGGCACAGAGACUUCCCAGGGUUUGUGGCCCUGGGCCUGUGGACUGAGUGUGCAGAAAGACUUGGGGAGUGAAGGGUUUCCAUCUGCAGAUCCACCAUUUGCUGGAAGAGGUGGAGGGUUUGUGGGGAGAGGUCUUAGGGCACAGUUAAACCUCAGUUAACUCUACACACAGCAUCAAACAGCACAGAUCUCCUGGCUGAGGCUGCAGUGCUGCUCAGCUCACCUGAGGGUGUUUGGUACCUCUCUCUCUGCCCCUCUGCUCCCCGGGGAAGGUCAGUGCUGUGCUCCUGCCUCCUCCAGGCAGGUGCACAUCCCUGGGCCUCCCACCAAAUCCAGCCUCCAAAACUGGGGGACAUUCCUGAUGCUGGUGCACGUCCCCGUGGGUGGGCUGUGCUCCUGAGGUGCUGCUUGGGUUCUGGGCUCUGGAGUUGGUACUUUGGGGUUGAUGGAGCAGGUGAGUCCCCCUGUGCUCCACGGAGGUGUGGGAUUGUUCGUGGAGCUGGGACAGGCUCCCUGUCUUUACAUCAUGGGGACUGGGAUGAGCUCAACAGGCCUGUCACAGGCAGCUGUGGUUCCUCAAGCUCUGUGCCUUGGGAUGGUCACAUCCCCCAUCCUUGGGCAGGGUGUGCUCCAGGUUACCUUUGCACCCGUGGAGUUACUGGCACAGACACUUGGCUGGGACACGUGUGCUCAGGGGAGUUCCCUGGCACAGGUCAACCCCGAGCUGGGUGGGAGAUGCCUCUUGCCAAUCCAGCCCUGCUUUCUCUGCAGCCUGGGGGUUCUGUCAGAGGGGCCAUCCUGGCAUUUUGGGCAGCAUCCAUUUCAAUUACCCCUCAGGUCCAUUCCCAUCCCAACGUGCCUGGAGCAUUCCCUGAUGUCUGGCAGCAGCACAGAGGUGUCAUAGCCAGAUGAUGUGGCCUUGUGCUGGCAAUUCCUUCCUUGUUUUCUGUCUGGAAUGGUUGUGGGUCUCUGGAUUAGUGACAGAUCACAAGUUCUGCAUUCUCUCUUUGCUUUUAUCAUGUAGCCUGUUGCAAACUGGGAGAAACGGUUUAAAUAACUCCAAAAAUGAAUUUCAGUGAGCCCGGGGCUGUGCUGGGCUGCUGUGCCCAGAAGAGCUCCCAGAGCAGAUCAGCUGCCCCAGCCCAUGGGCUUCUCCAUGGGCUUGAUGCCUCUGAGGUGUGUCCUGCUCUGUGUUCCCUCUUUGUCCAGGCUUUCCAAGGAAACACUUUGGCAGAGCAGGCAUGGAAUUGGUUUUCAUUUGAGCCCAAGGGAGGAGGGGAUUAAAAGGAAAAGAGGAAUUGUGGCAGUGACAGAGCAUCUGUCUUGCUCUGCAAUCUAAACCUUAAAUCCAAAUUGGGCUUAGAUUUAUUCUGAGUAUGAAAUCUGAUGGAUUCCUCCUGUGGUGCCCUUGGGAGGUCACUUGGCAGGGCAGCUGGGCACUUGUGAGGGGUCCCUGAAAUCUCUUUCUGUCUCCCAUGAACUGCUCCAAUUCCAUUUGAUUUCACAGAUUGGGGUUCAGAGAUUGGGGUUGUCAUUGUUUAAAGUUUCUGUGGUUGUGACCUGCUGUAGGAGGGUUUGUCUCACACAAAGGUGGUUCUCUGGCCAAUCUCUUUCCUUUUGGGCUGUGGUGGGAGCCAUAAAAUAUUUGGAACUGGAUUUUUUUUCUGUUUCUGAGCCCAGUUUGGCAUUUCAGUAGAUGUUUCCUUGUUGAUUUGUUUUGCCUCCUGGAGUCUCCUUGUCCCUGCACAGGCUGAUUUCCCCAUGGAGACCCAAGUGUCCUUGCUGUCCCCUGCACCCAGAGGUGGAUGAGGGGCUUGGAGGAACCCCCUGGGAACCUGGAUUUGAGGACACAUGACUUCAAACACAGUUACACUGCACGGGAAGUCCAGGGUGGACUUGGAAACCCAAGUGCUCUCAGGGGUGUUGUGUAAAACCCCAGACAGCCUCCACUGCAGUGGGAUGGGGUGGAAUCGGGGUCCGUGGGAUGGGGAAUGAGCCAGACCUGGAGCUCUGCUGGCUUUGCUUGUGUUGCUGCUGCAGCUCUGGGAUGAGCUGCUCUCCCACGAGGGGACACUCUGGGAAUUCACUUGCCUCUGGAAAAAAACCCUUUUUACCAGUAUUUUAUACACAAAGGAGUGGGGAUGGGACAUGAUGUGAUUCAUGUGAUAUUCUGUGAAUAAAGAUUUUUUUUCAGCCACGAU